AGCUGCUGCUUCGGCUCUACUGAUCCUUUGCUCCCGAUUGUUGAAAGUGGACCCCGAAGGAGAAGGCAGAGCAAAGAAGUUACCUCCAAGCAGUCCCAAAGGCCCAGAAGCAAACCUGGAGGUGAGAGCUGAAGAAAGGAGGAGCCAUGAUGACCUUGUGCUCUGUGAGGCAGACUCAGUUAUUAGAAAGGAGGAAGAUGGGAGUCUCCAGAUCUGCCGUGUGUGUGGGGACAAGGCCACUGGUUAUCACUUCAAUGUCAUGACGUGUGAAGGCUGCAAGGGCUUUUUCAGGAGGACCGUGAAACGCAAUGCCCGGCUGAGGUGCCCCUUCAGGAAGGGCGCCUGCGAGAUCACCCUCAAGACCCGGCGACAGUGCCAAGCCUGUCGCCUGCGCAAGUGCCUGGAGAGCGGCAUGAAGAAGGAGAGUGAGCAGCGGGCACCCUGGGCUGGUGGCGUGGGGGUGGGUGGGAAAACCUUUGACACCACCUUCUCCCAUUUCAAGAACUUCCGGCUGCCGGAGGUACUCAGCAGUGGCCAUGAGAUUCCACAGUCUUUGCAGGCCCUGUCAGGGGAAGAAGCUGCCAAAUGGCACCAGAUCAAAGAUGAUCUGUGCCCUGUGAAGCUCUCUCUGCAGCUGAGGGGGGAGGACGGCAGCAUCUGGAACUACAAACCCCCAGCUGACAGUGGUGGCAAGGAGAUCUUUUCCCUGCUGCCCCACAUGGCUGACAUGUCCACCUACAUGUUCAAAGGCAUCAUCAACUUUGCCAAAGUCAUCUCCUACUUCAGGGACUUGCCUAUCGAAGACCAGAUCUCUCUGCUGAAAGGGGCAACCUUUGAGCUGUGCCAGCUGAGGUUCAAUACAGUGUUCAAUGCGGAGACAGGGACCUGGGAGUGCGGCCGGCUGUCCUACUGCUUGGAAGACGCUGCAGGUGGCUUCCAGCAGCUUCUUCUGGAGCCCAUGCUGAAAUUCCACUACAUGCUGAAGAAGCUGCAGCUAUGUGAGGAGGAGUAUGUGCUCAUGCAGGCCAUCUCCCUUUUCUCCCCAGACCGCCCAGGCGUGGUGCAGCGUAGAGUGGUGGAUCAGCUGCAGGAGCAGUUCGCCAUCACCCUGAAGGCCUACAUUGAGUGCUGUCGGCCCCAGCCGGCCCACCGGUUCCUGUUCCUGAAGAUCAUGGCUAUGCUCACUGAGCUCCGCAGCAUCAACGCCCAGCACACCCAGCGGCUACUGCGCAUCCAAGACAUACACCCCUUUGCCACCCCGCUCAUGCAGGAGCUGUUCAGCAUCACAGAUGGCUGAGCACCUCUUGGGUGAACCUCCUGGGGCUGCCAGACACAGAGCCCUCUGAGUGGCCACUGCUGGGCCUAGACAGAUGGACACUGCUGAUAGCCAGCAAUGACCAGCCUGCCUCUCCAGGGAACUCACUGCUAUGACCACAGCUGGCUAGUGUUCCUCAGGAAGAGGACAUGGGUCCUCCCAGCCCUCAGUUCAGUCUGUGGAGAGUGUACUGGCCUGUAGGUCAGGCUCAUCUGUGAAAGGCAAGGCUGCCCUCCCCUUAGCAAAGGCCCUGGGGUCUGGGGAGAAAUCCCCAGAUCUCAGUAAAGUGUCAUGAUGGGGGAAAAAAGGGGCAGGUGGUGCUGGGCCGUCUGAAAGUCUACAACUGUUGGGGGUGUCCAGCCUGUGGCCUGUGGGCCACAUGUGGAUUAUUUGAGGCCUGUUUUGUUUAUCUGAGGUGUCAGAUAUAGCAAAAAUUAUGCAUGUACCUUUUUAAAAAUUUCAUUUGCUCAUCAGCUUUCGUUAGUGGUUGUGUAUUUAAUGUGUGACCCAAGACAACUCUUCUUCCAAUGUGCAACUGAAAAAAAAAAAAAAGGUUUGACAGGCCUGGACCCAAGUUCCUUAGCUUCUUUGCUGCUCCCUCUAAUACUCUGGUCUCCUGCUUCCCACGCUUUCCCAGGCUGCAGCCUCCUAUUCUGAGCUGUUUGGCGGGUUCCAGGCCUGUGCUCAUCAGCAGGUAUAUUAGUAUUUGCAUUUUCUAGAGAAAAGCCAGGUGGCCUGCAUCAGAUAUCCUGGGCACAUUUUGAGCAUGUCAUUCUGUGUGUCUGCAUCCAUUCAAACACAUUAUUAAACACCAAUAAUGUCAGCUUGCUGUGGAGUAUACAAUGCUGACUCACAUAUAGAGCCUAACCUCAAAGAGUUCAUAGUUAAAAAAGCAAAGCAGAAACACAAACAACUUGGAUCAAAAGGAAGCACCAAGAGUGACAGAAACAGCUCAAGGAAUUUUUUUGUGUGGACACUGAGCUCUGCUGGGGUUCUGUGGACAUCUGGGCCACAAAUAUAAGUGUCUAGGGCCUGAGUUUGUGAAGGGCAUGGCCAUGGGUGCACAUGUGUGACCUGUUCUGGGUAGAUCUGCUUCUCAUCAGAUGAGACCUGGAUUUCUUACUGAGGCUGCAGUGCGGGGAAGGCUAUGUUGACAGUUAAUAAACAUACUAGUACAGAACCAUUUUCAGCACCUUGUAGUCCUCUGUACACAUCUAUUCUCAAAGCCAAAGAGUGUGAAAGUGUCUGUCUUAUUUAGAGCCAUUUGUGAAUAAAAAUGUUUUUGCAUUUUUCA
Molecule: messenger RNA, 2609 nt
Organism: Otolemur garnettii (small-eared galago)
Lineage: Eukaryota; Metazoa; Chordata; Mammalia; Primates; Galagidae
Gene: NR1I2
Product: nuclear receptor subfamily 1 group I member 2
Exons: 9
Coding region: 260-1297 (345 amino acids)
Biological process (GO): positive regulation of transcription by RNA polymerase II; cell differentiation; negative regulation of transcription by RNA polymerase II
Molecular function (GO): zinc ion binding; RNA polymerase II cis-regulatory region sequence-specific DNA binding; nuclear receptor activity
Source: RefSeq, a predicted model, not a curated record